AUGGACGGCGUACAGCAAAUGUCUGACAAAGAAUUGGUUUUCCUGUGGGUAAAUCAACUAUCGUACCCGGAAACGCGGGAAAAAGCACUGGAAAAUCUGAGCAAGAAGCGCAAUUCCAUCCCGUACCUUGCCCCGAUCCUGUGGCACAGCCUAGGUACGAUGGCGGCGUUGUUGCAGGAAAUCAUUCACAUAUACCCGUCGAUCAAUCCGGCCACCCUCACGGCACACCAAUCGAACCGGGUGUGUAAUGCGCUAGCCUUGUUGCAGUGUGUCGCCUCCCAUCCGGAAACGCGUUCUGCCUUUCUGGCCGCACACAUUCCACUGUUUCUGUAUCCGUUCCUGCACACUACCUCGAAGACGCGUCCGUUCGAGUAUCUACGUCUGACGUCGCUCGUUGUGGUCGGAGCGCUGGUAAAGACCGACGAGCAGGAAGUAAUAACGUUCCUGCUUACGACGGAAAUCAUUCCACUGUGCCUGCGUAUCAUGGAGUCGGGCUCGGAACUGAGCAAAACGGUGGCCACCUUCAUAUUGCAAAAAAUUCUGCUGGACGAUAGUGGCUUGUCGUACAUCUGUCACACGUACGAUCGGUUCUCGCAUGUUGCCAUAAUUCUGGGAAAGAUGGUAAUCUCGCUAUCGAAGGAGCCAUCGGCUAGAUUGUUGAAGCAUGUCGUACGUUGUUACCUUCGACUGUCGGAUAAUCCGCGUGCACGCGAAGCAUUGCGUCAAUGUUUACCUGAUCAGCUGCGGGAUGGAACGUUUACUGCGUGCCUGCAGGUGAACACAGUUACCAACGACUUGCUGAUGAUGCUGCUAAGGAACAUCGAUUUUUAA
Anopheles maculipalpis is the source of this 831-nucleotide messenger RNA. RefSeq names its product CCR4-NOT transcription complex subunit 9-like. Lineage: Eukaryota; Metazoa; Arthropoda; Insecta; Diptera; Culicidae. Gene Ontology annotation, cellular component: CCR4-NOT complex; P-body; CCR4-NOT core complex. Gene Ontology annotation, biological process: mRNA catabolic process; negative regulation of translation. The coding region runs from base 1 to 831 and encodes 276 amino acids. The transcript is spliced from 4 exons. The record is from RefSeq and is a predicted model, not a curated record.